Molecule: messenger RNA, 4794 nt
Organism: Zophobas morio
Lineage: Eukaryota; Metazoa; Arthropoda; Insecta; Coleoptera; Tenebrionidae
Exons: 4
Coding region: 1-4794 (1597 amino acids)
Biological process (GO): DNA integration
Molecular function (GO): nucleic acid binding
Source: RefSeq, a predicted model, not a curated record
AUGCCUGUAGAAACGGUAGCCGAAUUACGCUCCAGGCGAGGAAUCGCUAAAUCCAAAAUAACUCGCAUUGAGAACUUCGUUAAAAAUUUCAAAAAUACAGAUAACGUUUAUCACCUUGAAGUACGGUUAGAAACAUUAGAAAACGUGAUCAAAGAAUACGAAAGUUAUCAAACUCAAAUUGAGUUGCAAGACAACGCAGAUAACGAUCGCGAAAUUAUCGAGGCACAGUAUUACAACAUAAUAGUUGACAUUCGAGAAAAAUUAAAUAAAUAUUCACCUUCAUCGGCGUCUAGUCAAAAUAAUAGUAAUCCUAACAAUAAUCAUCACUUAGAAACGUCCAUCAAACUUCCUACGUUAAAUUUACCAACAUUUUCAGGUUCAUAUUCGGAAUGGCUGUCAUUCAACGACAUAUUUUGCUCGUUAAUUGAUCAGAACAAUAGUUUAAAUAACUGCCAAAAAUUUCACUAUUUAAAAUCCUCAUUGAAGGGAGAAGCGUUAGCGACAAUUGACGCUCUCACUAUUUCGGCAGAUAAUUACAAAUCGGCCUAUGACUUGUUAAGAAAAAGAUACAAUAACGUAAGACUAAUUACUCAAGAACAUAUUUUAGCUAUCAUUAAUAGUCCUGUUAUCCUUAAAACAAAUUCUGUAGCUCUGAGAAAAUUAUGUGUCGACGUUACGACAAACAUUGAAGCACUUCGCAUACAAAAUUUACCCGUAGAAAGUUGGGAUGCAUUAAUUGUUCCAUUAAUUGUAGAAAAACUAGACUAUACAAGUCGUAAAGAAUGGCAGGCAACAUUAAAUAGUGAAAUACCAAAAUUGACGGAUCUGAUUUCAUUUUUAGAAAAACGUUGCGAACUUUUGGAAUCAAUGCAACAAAUAUCAGUAAACAAAACACAUAGCAUAGAUAUCAACAAACAUAAUAAUAAUUUCAAUAAAAACUGUCAGCGCGAGUCUACAACAAAACAACUAUUGCCUAACAUCACAUCAAAAUAUCCAUGCCAAUUCUUUUCAAAAUCUCAGUUCAAUAUACCCAUAAAUAUUAAUUUAGCAGAUCCUAAUUUUAAUGAACCCUGUACCGUUGAUCUUUUGUUAGGUGCAGAGUACUUUUGGCAAGUAAUUUGUAACGGUCGAAUUAACAUAUUUAAUAAUCAAGUAUUCCUUCGUGAGUCCGUUUUCGGAUGGGUCUUAACAGGUAAAAUUUCCGGUCCUUCGCAGAACAAUAUUGUCGCCUGUAUUUCAAACGCAAAUCCCCAAGAUAUGCUAAACAAAGAAAUUCAUAAAUUUUGGGAAUUAGAAGAAACAGCUGUAAACACCAGUAAUUCCUUUUCCGUGGAAGAACUUACCUGCGAACGGCAUUUCUCAGAAACGGUCAAAAGAGAUAUUAACGGUCGGUUUAUGGUUCGCCUACCCUUUAAGAAGGAUAUUACCAUGCUGGGGGUUUCCGAUGUAACCGCCCUAAAACGUUUUAUGGCACUAGAAACUCGUUUGAACAAAAAUAAUUCUCUUAAAGCCGAUUAUACAAACUUUCUAGACGAAUAUUUAGCUCUAGGUCACAUGAAAUUAGUUACAGGUGAAUCUGAUUUUCACACUAAACAAUUAUAUUUUUUUCCACAUCACGCGGUGAUAAAGAGUUCGAGUACUACCACCCGAGUGCGUGUGGUGUUUGACGGAAGCUGCAAAACAAGUACCGGUGUCAGCUUAAACAAUAUUCUAAUGGUAGGUCCAACUAUUCAACAAGACUUGUUUUCAAUCAUUACGCGCUUUCGGACCUACCAAUUCGCAUUCAGUAGCGACGUAGUAAAAAUGUAUCGUCAAAUAUGGGUCGAUCCUUCAGAUACACCUUACCAAAGGAUUUUUUGGCGCAAGAGUAGUGACAAACCAGUUGAGGUAUAUGAGUUACAGACCGUAACGUAUGGUACCGCGUGUGCCCCAUACUUAGCUAUCAAAUGUUUACAAAAAUUAGCCAUCGAUGAACAACUCGAUUUUCCUCUAGCCUCGACAAUUAUCUUACGCGAUUUCUAUGUUGAUGACUUGCUUACGGGUACUAAUUCAGUCAAAGAAGCCAUAGAAUUACGCAAUCAAUUAAUUGGCGCCUUAAAUAGGGGUGGUUUUCAAUUACAAAAGUGGGCAUCUAAUUGUCCGGACAUUUUGCCCAAUUGUAGUCAAAAUAACGAUGUAGUUAAAUUAGACCAUAACGACGAGGUCAAAACACUAGGUUCAACGUGGAAUUGCAAAACGGACUGUUUAAAAUAUGUCGUGGAAACAAAGCCCGUGGAAAAUACUACUAAACGAUCCAUCUUAUCAAAAAUCGCGAGAAUUUAUGAUAUUCUAGGUCUCUUGUCACCCGUCCUUGUUUUGGGAAAAAUCUUAAUUCAAAAGUUGUGGCUCAUUAAACUCGACUGGGAUGAUCCUUUACCGGAAGAAAUACGACAAACGUGGCUUAAACUUGAACAAGAAUUACCCAUAUUAAACACACUACAAAUACCUAGAAAGGUUGUAUCAAAUCAAUACAAUAACGUCGAAAUUCAUGGAUUUUGCGAUGCGUCCAUGUCGGCUUAUGGUGCCUGUGUUUAUAUCCGAACGUUGGACUUAAACACAAAUUCGUACAAAACAGAAUUAUUAUGCGCACGAUCACGUGUUGCUCCAUUAAAAACUAUUACACUGCCUCGACUAGAACUUUGCGCAGCCGUGCUAUUAGCCCGGUUAAUACACAAAUUAUUACCUACAAUAAAUCUAAACAUAACAACGCAGUAUUUGUGGACAGAUUCAUCAAUAGUCUUAUCUUGGUUAGCAUCAUCGCCAAGUACCUGGAACGUUUUCGUUGCAAAUCGCGUUGCUGAAAUAAGCACAUUAACGAGUAUUUCUAAUUGGCAUCACGUUAAAUCUGCUGAUAACCCUGCAGACAUUGUCUCAAGAGGUGAAUUACCUAGUAAACUUAUUACGUCUGAUUUGUGGUGGCACGGUCCACAUUGGUUAUCAAAAAAUAAGUCAGAAUGGCCAGCUUCAUUCGUUAGUUCAAAUGCACAAAAUGUACCAAUUUUAGAAAAACGCGCCAAGUUGAAAAUUUUGGUGGCGACCAAUAACAACGUACUUCCAUUGUUAACAAAAUAUUCAUCCUUCGAUAAACUCCAGUCAAUACUAGCAUAUUGUCUCAGAUUUAUUCACAACUAUGUAGUUGAUCGUAACAAUAAAUUAUCAGGUCCAUUUUCAACUAAAGAAUUAAAUGACGCAACCAACAAAAUCAUUAAGUUAGUCCAAGCAUCAGAAUUUCUAAGUGAAAUACAUGACUUACAGCGUGGCAGAGAAAUUAACAAGUCAAGCAAACUACUUAAAUUAAAUCCAUUUUUAGACAAAAGGGGUAUUUUAAGAGUGGGAGGUCGCCUAAUCAACGCGGAUAUCAAUUAUGAACAAAAAUUUCCAAUCGUUCUACCAUCGAAACAUCACGUGACCAAGUUGAUUAUUCUUAAAACACAUAAGGAGCAAUUACACGCAGGUCCAGCAGCGACUCUUGCUGCUGUUCGCGAAAAAUAUUGGCCGAUUGCAGGCAGAUCAGUAAUUAGAAAUUUGCUACACAAAUGCUAUGUUUGUUUUCGAGCAAAUCCGCAAUCUAAUGAUCAAUUAAUGGGCAAUUUGCCUGCUCUGAGAGUGCAGCCAUCCCGUCCUUUUCUUAAUUGCGGCAUAGACUAUGCAGGACCCAUUGUUAUGAAGGAAGGUGGCCGUCGUAGUAAAAAAACCACCAAAGUUUACAUUGCGUUAUUCAAAUGUUUUGCAACAAAGGCUGUCCAUAUAGAAUUAGUUACUGACUGCACUUCAGAAGCAUUUUUGAGUACACUAAAACGAUUCAUGGCGCGAAGAGGCAAAAUUUCAACCAUUCAUUCUGACAAUGCGACUUAUUUUACAGCAGCAAAUAAAGAACUAAACAAAUUAUUCCAUUCUUCACAAUUUGAAAGCGAAGUAGUUCAAUCUCUAGCAAAAAAUAAUAUUAAAUGGUACUUCAUACCAGCACGCUCUCCUCAUCGCGGCGGUUUUUGGGAGGCAGGUAUCAAGUCGAUAAAAUAUCAUCUAAAACGUGUUGCGAGUAAUGCUUUAUUGACGUAUGAGGAGCUCUAUACGCUUUUGACGCAGAUUGAAGCAUGCAUCAACUCCCAACCCCUGACUCCAUUAUCCUCUGACCCGAGCGAUCUCACGGCCUUAACUCCUGGGCAUUUCCUCAUCGGCGGAAAAUUAACAACCUCAGUCGAAGACGAUGUUACAAUGGUGAAAGAGAAUCGUCUGUCACGGUGGCAACGCGUCCAACAACAGGCGCAAAGCUUUUGGAAGCGCUGGUCAGGGGAGUUCCUAAACACGCUGCAACAAAGAAAGAAGUGGAAUCGCACUGCUAAAACAGAGGUGAAGCCAGGACUUCCCGUUCUACUACGCGAAGACAAUCUCCAUCCGAUGUGCUGGCGAAUGGGAGUCGUCAUGGAGACACAUCCAGGAAAAGAUGGGAUCGUCCGGACAGCCACCAUCAGGACAUCAUCGGGACCUGUCGUGCGGGCCACAAACCGAAUCUGCCCGUUCCCCAUCGACGACGACACCCAGUACAGCCCUGCACAAGAGCGGUACAACCCCACCACCCACCCUUCGACGGCACAAGAGCGGUACAACCCCACCACCCACCCUUCGACGGCACCGGGGUGGUACGGACCCAGACAGAACGCACCUCGCACCUGCGGCGCGACGCCACAAAUUCGAACAUUUAUUCCCGACGGCGCCCCUCUAGAGCGCAGCGUUUCCGAGAUCAGCUUGCUGUGA